Erythranthe guttata (spotted monkey flower) is the source of this 1698-nucleotide messenger RNA. RefSeq names its product acetolactate synthase small subunit 1, chloroplastic. The record is from RefSeq and is a predicted model, not a curated record. NCBI's taxonomy places the organism in Eukaryota, Viridiplantae, Streptophyta, Magnoliopsida, Lamiales, Phrymaceae. Gene Ontology annotation, molecular function: acetolactate synthase activity; acetolactate synthase regulator activity. Gene Ontology annotation, biological process: L-valine biosynthetic process. Gene Ontology annotation, cellular component: cytosol.
UGGCAAUUUACACACACACACACACACACACACACAAACACACACUUCCGAUGGCGGCUGUUUCAACUCACUCCACACUAUUUCACGAACUCAAAACCUCGCGCAACCUCGUUCACAAAAGUGACGUCAGCAGCCUUUGCUCUGUAAAAUUCCGAUCGAGCCCCAACAGAGGAGUUGCGGUUUGUCCUCAGAGUACAGAUGACGAUCACAAGCGCCACGACGACGCCGUUUUGUCAGUUCCGGAAUCUAGUUUUACCGCCUCCGCCGCCAGUUCAUCAGCCGAUCCUAAGGUGAAGCGACACACUGUUUCAGUGUUUGUUGGUGAUGAAAGUGGAAUGAUAAAUCGAAUCGCUGGAGUUUUUGCCAGGAGAGGAUAUAACAUUGAAUCCCUUGCAGUGGGACUGAACAAGGAUAAGGCUCUCUUUACUAUAGUUGUAUCUGGAACUGAGAAGGUGAUACAACAAGUUAUGGAACAACUCAAGAAGCUUGUGAAUGUAUUAAAGGUUGAAGACAUCUCAAAGGAGCCACAAGUGGAACGGGAAUUAAUGCUCAUCAAAAUCAAUGCGGAUCCACAACAUCGAGCAGAGGUGAUGUGGUUAAUGGACAUUUUUAGGGCACAAAUUGUGGACACCUCUGAUCACUCCCUAACCAUUGAGGUAACAGGAGAUCCAGGGAAGAUGGUUGCAGUGCAAAGGAAUUUAAGUAAAUUUGGAAUCAGAGAGAUUGCCAGGACUGGGAAAAUUGCCUUGAGAAGAGAAAAGAUGGGGGAAUCUGCUCCCUUUUGGCGGUUCUCAGCCUCUUCAUAUCCAGAUCUUGAAGCAGCAGUGCCUUUUGAUAGUGUUUCAAGGGCUGUGACAACUCAUGCGGGAGAAUUUGAAUCAUCUGUCGGGGGAGAUGUUUACCCAGUGGAAAGAGCUGAUGAAAUUUCUUUCAAUCAAGUCCUUGAUGCUCAUUGGGGCGUGCUGAAUGAAGAAGAUACAAGCGGGCUUCGGUCUCACACUCUUUCGAUGCUUGUUAAUGAUGCUCCUGGAGUCCUUAACCUCGUCACAGGGGUUUUUGCUCGAAGAGGAUAUAACAUUCAAAGUUUAGCUGUUGGUCAUGCUGAAAUUGAGGGGCUCUCUCGAAUUACUACUGUUGUUCCUGGUACAGAUGAAUCUAUUAGCAAGUUGCUACAGCAACUCCGUAAGUUGAAUGAUCUUCAUGAGGUUCGGGAUUUCACGCACUUGCCUUUUGCGGAGCGAGAAUUGAUGUUAAUAAAAAUUGCUGUCAAUGCUGCUGCUCGGCGCAAUGUUCUUGAUAUUGCUAGCAUAUUUAGAGCCAAAGCUGUUGAUGUCUCUGAUCACACUAUAACUCUCGAGCUCACUGGAGAUCUAGACAAGAUGAUUGCCUUGCAAAGAUUGUUGGAACCUUACGGCAUUUGUGAGGUGGCUCGAACUGGCAGAGUGGCUCUAGUAAGGGAGUCUGGUGUCGAUUCAAGGUACCUCCGCGGAUACUCGUAUCCACUGUAAUUUAGGGCCUAUAUAUAUAUAUGCGUGUGUGCAUAUAUGUAUAUAUAUUCUGUUAAUUAUUCAUUUUCCAUUACAUUCUGUUAUUUGGAUGACAGAAGACAAAACACAAUUGUAAAAUAAAAAAGAAAACAGAACAGAAGAUUUGAACCCAACAGACACAUGUUUAGUACACAUUACAUGGAUUCCACUA